Molecule: messenger RNA, 998 nt
Organism: Klebsormidium nitens
Lineage: Eukaryota; Viridiplantae; Streptophyta; Klebsormidiophyceae; Klebsormidiales; Klebsormidiaceae
Source: the annotation of a GenBank genome assembly
AUGGUGGUUAGGGUGGGUUCGGGUGCGGAGCGGGUGAUAAUGUGGCCGGCUCCCUCAGCAACUCGGAAGGGAAGGCUUGGAAGAAAAAUGGACCAGCAACGUCAAAGCGAGGAGUCCGGUUCUAAGGGUGGUAUUUUUGACGGUCUAACGGGUGGGCGCACUGGGGGGUUCAACGAUCUUACUGAGAAGAAAAAGCAGAAUGAGGGGGGCCUGUUCAGCGGAAUCACCGGCGGCCAGACGGGGGGCGUCAAAGACCUGGUAGGUAAAGAGAACGAUGGCGCAGACAAGGGAAAUGAGGGGGGCAUUUUCAGUGGUAUCCGAGGGGGGGAGACGGGGGAAGUGCAGGAGUUGACGGAGGGCGACGACGGAAAGCAGGGGGGGGGUUUCCGCAAUCUUUCUGGUGGCGAGGUUGGGGGCUUGAAUGACGUCACCCAAGAGGGCAACACCCCUGGGGGGAAGGCGAAGUUUAUGCAGGGGCUGACUGGAGAAGGGAAGGGGACAGAGGACAGCCGACCAGCAAGAUCUGAGUUGCGCAGGUACGCUUCAAGAGAUGCAAGACUUCAAAGGAUGCCAAGCUUAGUCGUCCAUCAACCUUUAUCUUUUGCAGAGACUCUCGUAGAGGGGUCUUCGCAAGGGGCCACUCAUUUCAAAGUGCCAAAGCCCACUAUAUAUGGCCUGUGAAGCAACGAAGUUUUCGGACGACUCAAGGACCAGUCACUGAGCAGCCAUUGGCCGCUGGCGCGACGCGACUGUGACUCGCCCAGAAAAAUCCGGACUGUGCCAAACUUUUGCUUCGAUCUGCGCUGAGUCACUCAGUAGACCAUGGUGCAAAGGUGCACAGGACACAAACAACAGAUCUAAGGGCCGCCUGCAAGCUUCACGAAAUGAUGUACAUCGGAUUGAAGCCUAUGAAUCGUUGAGAAGCUUCGAUUCGUGAACCUUGCGCAGGCGGUAAACCGCGCCGUCGGCACGAGAACGUUGGAUUAUCGGAUAUGGAC